Pistacia vera is the source of this 2116-nucleotide messenger RNA. RefSeq names its product probable receptor-like serine/threonine-protein kinase At4g34500. NCBI's taxonomy places the organism in Eukaryota, Viridiplantae, Streptophyta, Magnoliopsida, Sapindales, Anacardiaceae. Bases 171 to 1577 code for a protein of 468 amino acids. The record is from RefSeq and is a predicted model, not a curated record. Gene Ontology annotation, molecular function: protein kinase activity; ATP binding. The transcript is spliced from 7 exons. Gene Ontology annotation, biological process: protein phosphorylation.
UUGAAGCCUUUUUACUCUGUCUGUCUUCCCUUUUCUUUCUUAAAGCAUCAAAGCCCUCCAUUUCUCCACUUUUGUUUUGACGCUUUAAAGUCAUCUCAAAUUUUUUUCCCAUCAACCAAACGCAAUCUGAUUAUUAAAUUUCCCGAGAAAGUUUCACGUAGCCGGAAACAAUGUCAGUUUCCGGCGACAGCAACUCUUUCCAGGAAAAACUGAGCUCAAAAACACCCUUUCUCGGCCUCAAACUCUACGUAUUCGUUGUAAUUCUCUUAACAUGCACGGCUUUACUUUCUUUGUUAAUCUGUUUAUGUUUCUGCUUCGCCAAGAACUCGAGAAAGCGGAAAAUGAGAGUCAAACACAGCUCAGGUUUAAUCCCAUUGGUGUCCAAAGAGAUCAUGGAGAUCAAAGAUCUGGGUCGUAACAGAUACAGCGAAAAACACGAGGGUAAAGUUGGAAAAGAGGGUGAGAUUGUUGUUGCCGUUGAAGUGGGGGCGAAGAAGAUUAUAAGUGAAGAAGAAGACAGCGAUGACGUGUCAGCUAAGACUAGUGACGUGUCGGUGGACAUUGGUUGGGGCCGGUGGUAUACCCUCCGGGAGCUGGAGAUUGCGACCCGUGGAUUCGCGGAGGAGAAUGUGAUCGGUGAAGGUGGCUAUGGUAUUGUUUACAGAGGCGUUUUACAAGACGGGUCUGUGGUGGCUGUCAAGAAUCUUCUCAACAACAAAGGGCAGGCAGAAAAGGAGUUCAAGGUGGAAGUUGAAGCCAUUGGAAAAGUUAGGCAUAAGAACUUGGUGUGUUUAAUUGGAUAUUGUGCGGAAGGAACUCAAAGGAUGCUUGUAUAUGAAUAUAUCAACAAUGGCAAUUUGGAGCAAUGGCUGCAUGGUGAUGUCGGUUCUGUUAGCCCUCUCACAUGGGAUAUUCGAAUGAAGAUUGCCAUUGGGACAGCAAAAGGGCUUGCCUAUUUGCACGAAGGUUUAGAACCGAAAGUUGUUCACCGUGACGUGAAAUCUAGCAACAUUCUUCUGGAUAGGAGCUGGAACCCAAAAGUAUCAGAUUUUGGAUUGGCCAAGCUCUUGGGAUCUGAGGCUAGCUAUGUUACUACACGAGUAAUGGGAACAUUUGGAUAUGUCUCUCCUGAGUAUGCAAGCACAGGCAUGCUUAAUGAGGGGAGUGAUGUGUAUAGCUUCGGAGUUUUACUCAUGGAAAUGAUUACAGGAAGGAGCCCAAUCGAUUAUUCAAGACCAGCUGGGGAGAUGAACUUGGUUGACUGGUUCAAAGGAAUGGUUGCAAGCCGCCGUGGAGAAGAGCUUGUGGAUCCUCUUAUUGAAGUUCAGCCAUCUGCAAGAGUUCUAAAAAAGGCAUUGCUUGUUUGUCUCCGUUGUAUAGAUUUGGAUGCGCAUAAGCGACCAAAGAUGGGACAAAUCGUUCAUAUGCUUGAUGGAGACGAAUUCCCUUUUCGUGCUGAACACCGAUCACCACGAGAGAAAGAUCCUACUCCUUCGCAUGAAACCGUGCCCAUCAAAGUUCAACAGCCACCGAAGCAUGCAGGAGGUGGUGAUAUUGAUAGGCAAAGAUGGAGAUGAUUGUUGUCAGGCUAAGGCAUGGUAGAAUAAUUUUUUCCACCUAAUUUACGAAGAAAAAAUCAUACAGCCUUUGAUGUGCAUAUAGUAUUUUAAUUACUUUACUUCCUUAUCCAAUUUUCUGUUACCUUUUGUCAAUAUAUCGCGGCAUUUUACAUUGGAACAAGCCUUGUAAAUAUUCACUUCAAUUUCAGUGUGUGAAAGUUUACCCUUCUGCUUGCUUGCUGCUUGUUUAUACAUACGUUAUUCCUGCACUAUCCCGUAGUCGAGUUUUUAGCUAAUUUCCGAAGCAAGAAGAAGAUAAGGAAAUACUUCAGAAUUCAGUUACCACCAAACCGAAAUUUCUGAGCUGGUUUAACCAAACAUGAUAAUGCUGUUACUUUCACAGACUGUUAUGGUUACAUCAGCUGUUUGUUGUAGAAAACUGCAGUAGCAAGCAAGCAAGCGAUAACUAUCUUUAGAUAGUUUGACGGUUCGCUUGGGACUCUUAGUUGUAUUACUCAAGAGGUCUUGAGUUCGAAUCCCCACGACUACUAAUAAAG